Molecule: messenger RNA, 528 nt
Organism: Geodia barretti
Lineage: Eukaryota; Metazoa; Porifera; Demospongiae; Tetractinellida; Geodiidae
Source: the annotation of a GenBank genome assembly
UUGUCCGGUCAGCGCUACGCCCAGGCCAUCUUCGAGUUGGCCGAGCAGCACGAGCAGCUGGAACCGUGGGACCAGGAACUCAGACUCGCCGCCGACGUGCUCGGCGACGAGGAGUUCGGGCUGUUCCUGCGGCACGCCGAAGUGCCUUUGGAGCGCAAGAUCACGGCCAUCGACGAAGUGCUUUCCGAAACCCACCCAAUGGUUCGGAACCUGGUCGCGCUCAUCGUCAGCCGGGGCGGCGUGGAUGCCAUGCGGGACGUGCAGGAAGCCUACACCCGCCUGCUGGACGAACGGCUGGGCCGUCAACGUGUUGAAGUCACCGCCGCCGUUCCGCUGGAGCCGGCCGAACUGGAUCGCAUCACCGAUCUCGUCGGCAGGAUGGUGGGCAAGGAAGUGGUGGUCAGCGCGCUGGUGGACGAGUCUAUCCUCGGCGGACUGAUCAUUCAGAUCGGCGACCAACUGUUGGACGGCAGCGCAAGCUCCGCCCUGGAACGCCUGCGCCGGACGGUUCGCGCGCAAGCAGCCUAA